UCAUGCAGCAGCAGUGAUGGCAGGCAUAACGUUGCCACUUGAAGAAUACUGUGCAUCUUUGGAUGGGAACUGUUUGCCCAAAAUACUGCAGGUGUGUUCUGGGGUCUACUUCCAAGGUUCAAUAUAUGAAAUAUCUGGGAGUGAAGUGUGCUUUUCAACGGGGGAUCUCAUAAAGGUCAUUGGCAUAGAGCUUCAGUCAGUUAGUUGUGAAGAUGUAAGCAACAGCAACAGGUUUGAGCUACCUAUACAGCACACAGGUUUAUUCAAGAUUGUCCCAGAGCAAAUGCCAUACAGCACAGUGGAUGAGAUGAUGAGGCUGAGGCCAAUAGGUUUGGAGUCCAGUCUUCCAUUCACCUUCACCAGCCGUACCAAGAUCACAAUCGGUGACUUCACAUUGAGUCCAGGGAAAGAAUUAACUGUAAGAUGCUUUGAGCAACUUGAGGAUGGAAACGAGUGUAUCCGCUGCUUCGUUCGAGGACAACAGGAGGCUUCAGCGGAGGUGUGCAUCCCUCUCUCCACCAAAGGAGAGUUCUAUGAGUGUGAGAGCGAAGAGUGCUUUUCUUUGAGUGAGAUCAUGACUUCUUCCAGCCUACGGAGCCGGAGGUUUUGCUUUGCCAACACAACAAAGAGCAAGCAGCCUCUUCUGUUUACUCCAGUGUACCAGAUCCACGCCAUCAUGAACUUAAGAAAAAAUAUUCUGAAGUUUCCAUCCAGUUUAGAGGUGGAUGUCAUUGAUGUCACAGAUAUUUGCAAAGCGGAUUUUGUAACCCCUCUCAAUCUAACCGAGAUCCUCUCCCAGCCUGAUGAGAACUUCCCUGCUGUAGUGGAAAUACUCGAAGGCCCCGGAAGUCGGGCCAUGUUCAAGUGCAACUGGUUAUCUGAACUUAAAACACAGAACAAACUCAUUUUCCACAAAAAAGGUUCCACUGCUUUGGUUCUGAUAUCCAACCUGAAGAGCAGGAAGGCACAGCAGUACUUCUUAGUGUCACAACAUUAUGCUGGUCGAUUCAAAAGAAGACCACGAGAGUUUAGCUCCGUCUAUGAGGUGUAUGCCGCUUCGGUCAACGUACCAGGGUUAAAGGUCAGUGUGACAAGGAACUGUGAGGAAAUUGAGGAAGAGGGUGUCCCCGCUUUGAGUGUGGGUGAGCAUCUUGAGAUAGUGCGCUGUGAAAGAAUGGAGCUCCCAAAUGCACAGGAUGAUAAACAAAGGCAGACGGUUGAGGCACUUUUAUGCUAUCGACAAGCUGAUGAAGAUGAUGAGGAAGAGGAAGAAAUCAACAUAGUCGGCAAGGAAGAGAUGUAUUUGCCAAUGUAUAUGCAGGGUAAUUUUGUGGAGGUGCUAGCUGAUAACAAAAAGUACAAAUUGAAAGACUUGGGGAAGGAAUUUAGCCUGCCAAUGGAUGUCAAAGUAGUGACCAAAGAUUCUGAACUUGAGAAUGACCCACUUGCAACAUCAAAUCUCAGAAUAGAGGCUGCCAUGGUAGAGCCUGUAAUCCAAGCAAGUUUUCUAAAUUGCCCCGGUCAAUGUUUUGAUAUUCCAUCCAAAUGGCUUUCAAUGUCAGUAUAUUUUACCAAUGAAUGUCUACCAUGGCCAAGAGAUCACCCUCCAAAGUGCCGUGUGGAAACGGUGACAGAAGUAACAGACGAGUUUCUUUAUGAGUUUCGAAAACAAACCACUGCAGAUGUAACCCCACCACCUCGCCCACCAAAGAGGAAUGUGUCCACUUCAAAAUCCAUCAAAAAGUCCAAGAAGAAAUCCAAAAACAAAGCUGAAACUGCGCCAUCUAAAGAAUUAGCUGAUUUAACUUUAAGUUGGAAAAAGAGACCACCAGCCCCCCCAGCUCCGGAUGAUGAUGAGCAUCCCCCAGUUGUUCCACCCAAAACCCCAACAACACCGGCAACAACGACAAGGAAAGCACAGCCGAACACCUAUGUUAAAAUGCAAGAUUCCAUUAAAAAAGCACCAUUGAAAACAGCAGCAGAUGUGGACGUGGACAGUGAACAUGACUAUGAGACUGUGGAGGAAUUUACCACAGUCAUAAAGAAAGCACAAGAGAGUGUUUUCUUCUUCAAGUAAUCAAAUGGACAAUGUGCACACCAGUACAAACUGUUUGGGGGAACAUAGAACACAUCAAGUAAAAGACCAAAACCACUGAAAAAUGCAAAA
This is a messenger RNA of Periophthalmus magnuspinnatus, 2167 nucleotides long. It is a transcript of the gene themis2, whose product is annotated as thymocyte selection associated family member 2. The transcript is spliced from 7 exons. Gene Ontology annotation, biological process: T cell receptor signaling pathway. Bases 17 to 2077 code for a protein of 686 amino acids. Lineage: Eukaryota; Metazoa; Chordata; Actinopteri; Gobiiformes; Gobiidae. The record is from RefSeq and is a predicted model, not a curated record.